AUGACUCAACAACGUUUAGCUGACAAUUUAGAAGAAACUCAAACCCCAGUUCAGAAAAGCCAAAAAGUACCAAAGACCAUUACCAAAGCCACAGACCUUACCCAUAACACCAUUAUCAAGGCCCAGACCUACCCAAAACACCAUUAUCAAGGCCACAGACUUACCCAAACACCAUUAUCAAGGCCACAGACCUACCCAAAAACACAUUAUCAAAGCCACAGACCUACCCAAACACCAUUAUCAAGGCCACAGACCUACCCAAACACCAUUUACAAGGCCACAGGACCUACCCAAACACCAUUAUCAAGCCACAGACUACCCAAACACCAAAGGCCCAGACCUACCAAAACCACCAUUAUCAAGGCCACAGACCUACCCAAACACCAUGAUCAAGGCCACAGACCUACCCAAACCACAAUUAUCAAGGCCACAAGGACUACACAAACCACCCAAGCCCACAGACCUACCCAAAUACCAUUAUCAAAGCCACAGACCUACCCAAAACACCAUUAUCAAAGCCACAGACUUACCCAAAUACCAUUAUCAAGGCCACAGACCUACCCAAACACCAUUAUCAAGGGCACAGACCUACAAAAACACCAUUAUCAAGGCCACAGACCUACCCAAACACCAUUAUCAAGGGACACAGACCUACCCAAAAACCAUUAUCAAGGCCCACAGACUACCCAAACACCAUUAUCAAGGCCACAGACCUACCCCAAAAACACAGUAGCAACGGGCAACAGACUUACCCAAAUACCAUUAUCAAGGCCACAGACCUACCCAAACCCCAUUAUCACAAAGCCACAGACUUACCCACAAUACCAUUUAUCAAGGCCACAGACCUUACAAAACACCAUUAUCAAAGCAAACAGACAUACCACAAAUACCAUUAUCAAAGCCCACAGACCUACCCAAACACCAUUAUCAAGGACACCCAGACCUACCCAAAUACCAUUAUCAAAGCCACAGACCUACCCAAACACCAUUAUCAAGGCCAAACACCAUUAUCAAGGCCACAGACCUACCCAAAACACCAUUAUCAAGGCCACAGACCUACCCAAACACCAUUAUCAAGGCCACAGACCUACCCAAACACCAUUAUCAAGGCCACAGACCUACCCAAACACCAUUAUCAAGGCCACAGACCUACCCAAACACCAUUAUCAAGGCCACAGACCUACCCAAACACCAUUAUCAAGGCCACAGACCUACCCAAACACCAUUAUCAAGGCCACAGACCUACCCAAACACCAUUAUCAAGGCCACAGACCUACCCAAACACCAUUAUCAAGGCCACAGACCUACCCAAACACCAUUAUCAAGGCCACAGACCUACCCAAACACCAUUAUCAAGGCCACAGACCUACCCAAACACCAUUAUCAAGGCCACAGACCUACCCAAACACCAUUAUCAAGGCCACAGACCUACCCAAACACCAUUAUCAAGGCCACAGACCAUUAUCAAGGCCACAGACCUACCCAAACACCAUUAUCAAAGCCACAGACCUACCCAAAUACCAUUAUCAAGGCCACAGACCUACCCAAACACCAUUAUCAAGGGCACAGACCUACCCAAACACCAUUAUCAAGGCCACAGACCUACCCAAACACCAUUAUCAAGGCCACAGACCUACCCAAACACCAUUAUCAAGGCCACAGACCUACCCAAACACCAUUAUCAAGGCCACAGACCUACCCAAACACCAUUAUCAAAGCCACAGACCUACCCAAAUACCAUUAUCAAGGCCACAGACCUACCCAAACACCAUUAUCAAAGCCACAGACCUACCCAAAUACCAUUAUCAAGGCCACAGACCUACCCAAACACCAUUAUCAAAGCCACAGACCUACCCAAACACCAUUAUCAAGGCCACAGACCUACCCAAACACCAUUAUCAAGGCCACAGACCUACCCAAACACCAUUAUCAAGGCCACAGACCUUACCCAAACACCAUUAUCAAGGCCACAGACCUCAAACCCAAACACCAUUAUCAAGGCCACAGACCUACCCAAACACCAUUAUCAAGGCCACAGACCUACCCAAACACCAUUAUCAAGGCCACAGACCUACCCAAACACCAUUAUCAAGGGGCCACAGACCUACCCAAACACCAUUAUCAAGGCCACAGACCUACCCAAACACCAUUAUCAAGGCCACAGACCUAGCCCAAACACCAUUAUCAAGGCCACAGACCUACCCAAACACCAUUAUCAAGGCCACAGACCUACCCAACCCAAACACCAUUAUCAAGGCCACAGACCUACCCAAACACCAUUAUCAAGGCCACAGACCUACCCAAACACCAUUAUCAAGGCCACAGACCUACCCAAACACCAUUAUCAAGGCCACAGACCUACCCAAACACCAUUAUCAAGGCCACAGACCUACCCAAACACCAUUAUCAAGGCCACAGACCUACCCAAACACCAUUAUCAAGGCCACAGACCUACCCAAACACCAUUAUCAAGGCCACAGACCUACCCAAACACCAUUAUCAAGGCCACAGACCUACCCAAACACCAUUAUCAAGGCCACAGACCUACCCAAACACCAUUAUCAAGGCCACAGACCUACCCAAACACCAUUAUCAAGGCCACAGACCUACCCAAACACCAUUAUCAAGGCCACAGACCUACCCAAACACCAUUAUCAAGGCCACAGACCUACCCAAACACCAUUAUCAAGGCCACAGACCUACCCAAACACCAUUAUCAAGGCCACAGACCUACCCAAACACCAUUAUCAAGGCCACAGACCUACCCAAACACCAUUAUCAAGGCCACAGACCUACCCAAACACCAUUAUCAAGGCCAGACCUACCCAAACACCAUUAUCAAGGCCACAGACCUACCCAAACACCAUUAUCAAGGCCACAGACCUACCCAAACACCAUUAUCAAGGCCACAGACCUACCCAAACACCAUUAUCAAGGCCACAGACCUACCCAAACACCAUUAUCAAGGCCACAGACCUACCCAAACACCAUUAUCAAGGCCACAGACCUACCCAACCUACACCAUUAUCAAGGCCACAGACCUACCCAAACACCAUUAUCAAGGCCACAGACCUACCCAAACACCAUUAUCAAGGCCACAGACCUACCCAAACACCAUUAUCAAGGCCACAGACCUACCCAAACACCAUUAUCAAGGCCACAGACCUACCCAAGCACCAUUAUCAAGGCCACAGACCUACCCAAACACCAUUAUCAAGGCCACAGACCUACCCAAACACCAUUAUCAAGGCCACAGACCUACCCAAACACCAUUAUCAAGGCCACAGACCUACCCAAACACCAUUAUCAAGGCCACAGACCUACCCAAACACCAUUAUCAAGGCCACAGACCUACCCAAACACCAUUAUCAAGGCCACAGACCUACCCAAACACCAUUAUCAAGGCCACAGACCUACCCAAACACCAUUAUCAAGGCCACAGACCUACCCAAACACCAUUAUCAAGGCCACAGACCUACCCAAACACCAUUAUCAAGGCCACAGACCUACCCAAACACCAUUAUCAAGGCCACAGACCUACCCAAACACCAUUAUCAAGGCCACAGACCUACCCAAACACCAUUAUCAAGGCCACAGACCUACCCAAACACCAUUAUCAAGGCCACAGACCUACCCAAACACCAUUAUCAAGGCCACAGACCUACCCAAACACCAUUAUCAAGGCCACAGACCUACCCAAACACCAUUAUCAAGGCCACAGACCUACCCAAACACCAUUAUCAAGGCCACAGACCUACAGACCUAAACACCAUUAUCAAGGCCACAGACCUACCCAAAACCAUUAUCAAGUGGCAGCUACAGCAGCACCUUCUCCCAGUACAGCAGCAGGAACAGCAGCAGUAUACGUGGCAGCAGAGUAGCAGCAGCUACAGCAGCACCUUCUCCCAGUACAGCAGCAGGAACAGCAGCAGUAUACGUGGCAGCAGAGUAGCAGCAGCUACAGCAGCACCUUCUCCCAGUACAGCAGCAGGAACAGCAGCAGUAUACGUGGCAGCAGAGUAG
Procambarus clarkii (red swamp crayfish) is the source of this 4023-nucleotide messenger RNA. Lineage: Eukaryota; Metazoa; Arthropoda; Malacostraca; Decapoda; Cambaridae. The record is from RefSeq and is a predicted model, not a curated record.